Molecule: messenger RNA, 2028 nt
Organism: Symbiodinium necroappetens
Lineage: Eukaryota; Dinophyceae; Suessiales; Symbiodiniaceae
Source: the annotation of a GenBank genome assembly
AUGCCCUUGAAUGUUACCAGGUACUACACUGAAGGCUCCGAGCACUGCUUUGACAACUUGGACCAGAGCAGCUAUUGGCAGAACGCGAUUCGGGUGAUCCUCGCCACGGUGAACAGGUUCAAAACUGACCCGAACAUGUUGAUGUGGCUGGUCGGAAACGAGCUCGAGAUUCCCAUUGACAUCGAGAAGGGCAACGACUGCAUGUGGAAGCGUGUGAACUGGGUGGCGCGGAAAGUCAAAGACGCAGACCCCGACCAUCCCGUGGGCAUAGCCUUGGCUGGCAUCGCUUCGCCCAAAGUGACGAAGAUGUCGAAGCUUUGCCCAGAGAUUGAUGUCCUGGGGACCAACAUCUACGGAAACGAGAUCCGCGACAUUGGCUCUCGGCUGCGCGCUGCCGGAUGGACGAAGCCAUGGGCCUUCACAGAAUGCGGAGCUUUAGGUCCUUGGGAGGUGGCUCAAACCUCAUGGGGUGCACCCGUGGAGCUGUCCUCUUCGCGGAAAGGGCGCUACAUCUAUCGUGGGAAGAGGAUGUGCGAGGAAGACGAGAUGUGCAUCGCCUUCAUGGCAUUUCUGUGGGGGUGGAAGUGGGAGAAGACCGGUACCUGGUUUGGCCUCAUCAAUGACUGGAAGGACUCUGGAGCCAACAGUUUCUUGAACGAUAUUGGCCAGCCAAUCUACGACACCUUCGGCCCGAAAGACAAGAGCGCCUUCAGGAUUCACAUCGAAGGCUUCAAGGUGGACAAGGACAAGGAGGUAAGCGAGCUGGGCUUCGCAGUGGACCGAGGGGCGGAAGUACAAUUGGACCUCCUCCCGGUCGCGACGCCUUUCGAUGGCGACAACGGAGCUUGGGCUCACUGGGUUGUCACCAAGGAGAGCCAAGUGGACGCCAAGUCCGAUGCCAACUACCACGAACGGCCCCAAGCAGUGAUUCCGAAUGUCGUGGAAGGGUGCCCCGGCAGCUUCCGGGCGAAGCUGAAGACCUCAAAGCUCGAGGAUGGAGGGAACUAUCGCCUCUACGCUUUUGCGAGGAGGAAACACGAGGGUGGAUUUGGACACUACCCAUCGACGGUGGAGGCAUCAUUUGCCAUUCCGUUCCGAGUGGGCCCGCAGAUGUGCUCGGAUGUCACGCAUGGUCACUGCUACGACGAGGUGAACCGCAUCAAGACCAGUGCUCAGCGCAUGGGCUAUAACACGUGGCCCGCCAAAGGGCUCCGCGCAUCUUCGAGUUUCAAGGAAUACCAAUCUGCUUUGCAUGUGGAGAGUCAUGCAGGCUGCCCUGCUCCGUGCUCUGUGCAGAUUCCGGCAUCGGCCACAGCCGACUGCUCCGUGCCGACGAAGCUGCGCUAUGUGGCGGAUGUGGCAGCCAUCCAGGAGCUGCUGGCACCACCACCGCCCUUUGAAUUGCCGGACGAGGAGUGCCAUACUUCGAUCCCACAUGAGGAUUGCUACUAUGCCACGAAGUGGGUCAUGGACCAAGGCAGAUUCACAACGAAUAACUUUCCAGAGUUGACGGCGGACUCGAGUUGGGAAGAUGGACAGCUGGCUUUGUGGAAGCGCGCGCGGAAUGGCUGCAAGAAGCCCUGCAUGGAAUCUGCAGAGACCACCCAGAAGGCUGAUGAGGAAUGCCACACCUCAGUGCCACACGAAGACUGCUUCUAUGGCACGAAGUGGCUGCUGGACGAAGGCAGAUGGAAGUAUCCAGAUGCCUUCCCAGAGGCAGGCUUAGAAGGUUCUUCCAUAUGCAACGCCUGUCUGACAGUGAUUCCGGAGGUUACCGUCGAGUCGACUUGGGAAGACGCCCAAGAAGCGCUCUGGAAGCGUUCCAAGAACGGUUGCAAGAAACCGUGCCGAAAAGUCACUCAGCUAAACAGAACCUGCAGACGCUGCGGAGUGCUCUCAGGCUACCCAAACUGCACAGAGCGAAGAGCACGAUUCAAUAGGGCACUAAGUAUUACAAGCAGCUUCGUGAAGCCAGACUGUUGCGCCGCUAAACCCGGUUGUCAACGAUCGUCAGCUGUAGAGCUGUAG